AUGGAUUACGAGAAGCAACCUAGUCGGGUUGAAAAAUCAUCAAUUAAUUCUUAUGAUGAUAUUGCUGCUUCGUCAGCAGAAGUUGAAUCUACUAAAGUUCAUUGGAUUAAUCGAUUUGCUCAUAAAUUAAAUGCAGAAACUAAAGGUAUUGAUAUUGUUUCAGAUGAUGAGAAAACAGAUACUUCAUUAUGGGGUGUUGGUACAAUGUGGUUUUCUGCUACUUGUGUUAUAGCUACAUUUGCUUUAGGUGCUUUAGGUAUAACAGUAUUUAAUUUGGCAUUUGGUCAAGCAGUUUUAGUUAUUAUAUUUUUUUCUGCAAUUGGUACUUUUCCCGUUGCUUUCUUUUCAUGUUUUGGUCCAAAAUUAGGAUUAAGACAAAUGAUAUUGUCAAGAUUUUUCGUUGGUGAUUUGGGUACUAGAAUUAUAAGUUUUAUUAAUGUUAUUGCAUGUGUUGGUUGGGGUGCUGUUAAUACUAUGUCUUCAGCUCAAUUAUUACAUAUUGUAAAUAAUGGAGCAUUACCACCUUGGGCUGGUUGUUUAAUUAUUGUUGUAUGUACUAUUAUAGUCACAUUUUUCGGUUAUAAUGUUAUACAUACUUAUGAAAAAUGGUCAUGGAUUCCAUCAUUAGUAGUUUUCAUUGUUAUAAUUGCUAGAUUUGCAAUGAGUGGUAAAUUCCAAUCUGAUCCUUUUGUAGGUGGUCAAACUACUGCUGGUGGUGUUUUAAGUUUUGGUGGUACAGUUUUUGGUUAUGCUUCAGGUUGGACUACUUAUGCUGCUGAUUAUACUGUUUAUCAACCAAGAAAUGUAAAUCAUUAUAAAAUAUUUUUCGGGGUUUUUGCUGGAUUAUUUUUACCAUUAUGUUUUGCUUUAAUUUUGGGAGCUGCUUGUGCUACUGGUACUUUAUCUGAUCCAUCAUGGAAACAAGCAUAUGAUGAUAAUUCAAUAGGUGGAUUAAUUUAUGCUAUAAUUGUACAAGAUUCUUUACAUGGUUUUGGACAAUUUUGUUGUGUUAUAUUAGCAUUGACAACAGUUGCUAAUAAUAUUCCAAAUAUGUAUUCAAUGUCAUUAUCUGCACAAACUGUAUGGAGUCCCCUCGCAAAAAUUCCAAGAGUUUUAUGGACUAUUGCAGGUAAUGGUGCUACUUUAGCUAUUUGUAUUCCUGCUUAUUAUAAAUUUGAAGCUGUUAUGGAAAAUUUUAUGAAUUUAAUUUCAUAUUAUCUUGGUAUUUAUGAAGCAAUGAUGUUUUCAUCUCAUUUUAUAUGGCAUAAGGGGAAAUUUUCAGCUUAUGAUUAUGAAAGAUAUAAUGAUAAACUAGCUUAUCCUCCUGGUAUUGCUGGUACUUUUGGAUUUUGUUGUGGUGUUGCUGGUGUUGUAUUAGGUAUGAAUCAAACAUGGUAUGCAGGGGUAGUUGGUCGUAAAAUUGGUGAUUUUGGUGGUGAUAUCGGAUUUGAAAUGGGUUUUGCAUUUGCCUUUGUAGGAUUUAAUGUUGCUAGAUAUUUCGAGAAGAAAUUUAUAAGGUGA
Messenger RNA from Insectozyma verbasci, 1521 nucleotides. The record is from the annotation of a GenBank genome assembly. NCBI's taxonomy places the organism in Eukaryota, Fungi, Ascomycota, Pichiomycetes, Serinales, Debaryomycetaceae.